ACAGCUCUGAAUUCUUCUGCGUUCUGAUCUUCCUAUCUGGCGUUAUCUAUCACAGAUUUUUUUCUUUCACCUUUUUUUUCUGCGUACGUAUUUACAAAGCGGGACUCACAAACGCAUCUCGACCACAACCACUUUUGUCGUCUCACCUGCACUUACGGUGGUCAGGAGAGGUACCGUAAAAUGGAUCAGGACAAAUACUUACCAGAGCUGUUGGCCGAAAAAGAUACCUUGGACCCAUCGUUUGUUCAUGCAAUUCGCCUUCUGGCAGAGGAAAUCGAGAAGUUUGAAGGGGAUGAACUACGGAAAGAUGGAGAAGUUAAAAAGUACCUGGAUGUCAUCAGCAACAAAAACAUUAAACUUUCUGAAAGAGUGCUCAUCCCAGUUCAGCAAUACCCAAAGUUUAAUUUUGUUGGGAAGCUACUGGGGCCCAGAGGCAAUUCCAUGAAAAGAUUACAAGAAGAAACAGGAGCAAAGAUGUCUAUUCUGGGCAAGGGCUCGAUGCGGGACAAGGGCAAGGAGGAAGAGCUGAGGAAAAGCGGGGAGGCCAAGUACGCCCAUUUGAGUAAUGAUCUCCAUGUUUUAAUUGAAGUCUUCGCUCCUCCCGGAGAAGCCUAUUCCCGGAUGAGCCAUGCCUUGGAGGAGAUUAAGAAAUUUCUGGUCCCGGACUAUAACGAUGAGAUCCGACAGGAGCAGCUGCGUGAGCUCUCCUACCUGAACGGAUCAGAAGACUCUGCUGGAAGAGGGAGGGCAGCACGAGGGCGUGGCCUGCGGCUGGCGUCAACGGCAACCACAAGGGGUCGAGGAGGAGCAGCACCCCCUCCACCUCCAGGUCGAGGGGCGGCCGCUCCAAGAGGCGCAGUGACCACACGCACCUCCCUCCCAGCGGCUACGCUAGCCCGAGGGGCCCCCACACCCAGGGCCAGGGGGGCCAGCACGUCCACGCCAGGCUACAGAGCCCCCCUCCUCCAAACCACACAGGAGUCCUACGACGACUACAGUUACGAUGAUGGCUACGACGGCGAAUAUGAUGACCAGAGUUAUGAUGCCUAUGAUGACACUUAUAGUAAUCAGUCAAAAAGCAUUUCUGAAUAUUAUGAAUAUGGCCAUGGGACCUCUGAAGAAUCCUACAACAACUAUGCAGAAGAGGACUGGACUACAACACGCCCCGCGCCUUUGAAAGCCCCGGCGCCCAGGCCUGCAAGACGGGGGUACAGAGAACAUCCAUAUGGUAGAUAUUGA
Sardina pilchardus (European sardine) is the source of this 1239-nucleotide messenger RNA. RefSeq names its product KH domain containing, RNA binding, signal transduction associated 2 (gene khdrbs2). Lineage: Eukaryota; Metazoa; Chordata; Actinopteri; Clupeiformes; Clupeidae. The transcript is spliced from 9 exons. The coding region runs from base 181 to 1239 and encodes 352 amino acids. Gene Ontology annotation, molecular function: mRNA binding; poly(A) binding. Gene Ontology annotation, biological process: regulation of alternative mRNA splicing, via spliceosome. Gene Ontology annotation, cellular component: nucleus. The record is from RefSeq and is a predicted model, not a curated record.